UUCAAGCUUUCAGCUCCAGUCGGCAGGCUCGGACAGCAGCCCAGCCAGGGUUCUUUCAUUACAACGCAAUAACUACAUCCCAGUCGAGCCUGGACAUCAGUGAACUUAAAAUGGAUGACAUUGUAAAACCAGGGUGUGAAUUCUUCACUGUGUCUGUGGACAGUGUGCUGGGGAUGACGUACAUUAAUGGAACAGACCUUGGCAAGCAGUUCCUUUUGGGAAACCUUUGUAAAAUGACAGAAACAAAUAUCUUCACCGCAUUCCUUAAUUUCUGCAGAAGAAAGACUAAAGUGAUAAAGGUACACAUGGCGUCAACAAGGAAAAUAGCUUCAGUUCCAACAUCCAAGAAAACCUUAAAGGCUGUUUACCCAAUCAAAAUGACAUACAGAAAAAGAAAAGAAGCUUUAGGAACAGAGUUUGUAGGGAAACCUGGAAACAGCAGGAAAAAACAAGAUGACAACUUACCUGCUCAGAUUCAACCUUCAGAAGUACAGAGCACUCUAAUGUCAUAUGAAAGUGAGGAUCUCCCAGAGUCCAAGAUACCAGAGGAGAGCGGAACUGGAGAAACCCCAGAGUCUAAGAUACCAGAGGAGAGUGGAGCUGGAGAAAUGCUAGUCGGGACACAUAGUUCUGAGUGUGUGGAUGAACCUAACAUAUUGCACACUGGUGUCUUUAAGGAGGCUGAUACUUCAAUGGAGGAAGAUUCAGCUGAAACAGAAGAAAGCAAAUGGGAAACAAACAACACAGCAGUGAACACAUUCUCCUUACAGAAUAAAAUAAAUACACCUCUACAAGCUGAUGAAAAUAGUCAUCAUUCAAAUGAUGUUUUCCCAGUUGUGAAGCAGGAGCCAGAUUGGGAGUUGGAUACAUCAGAGAACUUUAACCAACAUGCAUCUACACAGACCCCUACAGAGGCCCGGGACAGUGGCAUUGAUGACUGCGGCCAGAUGGAUACAGAAACCAGUGCAGAAAAGUUUCUAAGUGCUAGUUCUGAUUGGCAAGUUAAGAGUGUGGGGGAGGAACAAAUCGGUCGUGAUAAUGAGGAAAACAAUGAUAUCGUCAUCAAAUCAGAGCCAGUCUGGGAUGAUGAAAAUGAAGAGUUUUAUAAUGUCAUGAAUGGGGUUAGUGUUGGAAAAAGGAACAAUAACAGUACAACAGUUGACAAUGUACCAAAGUUCAGUAUUGAAGAAAGUUCUUGUGGAGAUCUUCCAGAAAAUGAAGAAUAUAUCGAAGAUCCCUACAGUGUACCGAAACAUGAGGAGGAGUGGAGUGAAGGGAUAGACAAUGCAGAGGACCCCAGUAUAGGGGAAGACACAGAAGUGAGACGGCAAUGCGUCUAUAAUUUUGGAGAUCACAUGUAUUUUAUGCAAAGACCUUGUCUUACUGAAGAAAACACAAGUGAGCGACUCGCUGUAAAGAAGUUAGAGCAAGCCAGGGAGGAGGCUGAAGCAAAGCGAAAUGUAAGACAGUUGGCUCUGGGAAAUAUGGCAGACAUCAAAGCAGAGUCUGACGAAAAACAGGUAGAUCCUUCCCCACCCAGACCAAUGAUAAGGCACCCUAAAACUGGAAAAUUCUGUACCCUUGGGCGUUUAAAAAGAAUUGAAAAAUUGCACAAAAAUUUAGAGAAGCACAAAAAUCAAGAGAAUCUUGAGGAAUGUAAAGUUGAUAGCAUUACCAAAAACCCUCUAGCGGACCAGCAGAAGUUGGAAAAGCAGAAUGAAAUCCGUACUGUUUACUUCGCCAUUAAGAUUCGUUCUGAGUGGAAAUGUCACUGUGGCCAAUCUUUCAUGAGUCAGUCAGAUUUUUCUGAACAUGAUAAAGAAUUUCAUAAUGCCAGGCUGAGAUUAUGCGAAUAUUGUGGGGAGUUUUUAAAGGUUCGUAGUUAUAAAUAUCAUGUGAGGUCACAUUUUCCAGAAAGAAGACCUCAGUACCAGUGCAAUCGGUGUGACAAAAAAUAUUCAAAUGCCGCAGGGUUAAAAAAACAUGUGGACUUUUUUCAUGGUGGUAAAAGAUUGAUUUGUGAUGCAUGUGGGAAAAAGUUUCAAAGCCCGACAUCUUUUCAAAGACAUCAGUAUAUUCACAAAAAGAUCUUGAAUUACCUCUGUAACUUCUGUGAUAAAAAGUUUGUGACGAAAUAUGCACUGCAGACACACAAGAGGGUCCAUACUGGAGAGAAGCCAUUUUCCUGUGAAUACUGUGGACUGAAAUUCAACCACAAUGUCAGCAGAAAAACACACAUUAGAAAGGAUCAUCCUGGCCGUGAGAUUCACACCACUGUUCGAACUUAAGCACAGACUUGGGUUGCUGUCGGUGAGAAUUGUAGCUGUACAGUCCAGUAGCUCUCAAGUUAUAAAUAUUGGUAUGGCGUCCCAGUACUUAUGAAUGGGGAGUUACGGAGCUGCAACUACGAAAAUAGUGUACUGGAGUGGAGAAAUGAAAGUCAAUUGUUCUAUUGCUAAUAUAUUGUAUUGAUUUUAUUUCAUUGUUAUUUUCAUGCAAAUUGUACAUUGUGCUUUAUUUUAUAUUUACGAUAUUAUAAAAGUUUAUUAUGAAUAUAAUUUAAACAUCUUUG
Ostrea edulis (European flat oyster) is the source of this 2572-nucleotide messenger RNA. RefSeq names its product zinc finger protein 652-like. The coding region runs from base 111 to 2288 and encodes 725 amino acids. Gene Ontology annotation, molecular function: DNA-binding transcription factor activity; RNA polymerase II cis-regulatory region sequence-specific DNA binding. The transcript has 9 exons. NCBI's taxonomy places the organism in Eukaryota, Metazoa, Mollusca, Bivalvia, Ostreida, Ostreidae. The record is from RefSeq and is a predicted model, not a curated record. Gene Ontology annotation, biological process: regulation of transcription by RNA polymerase II.